AUGUUUUCAUCAUUGAACAUUUUCAGCUUUCGGAAGAGGGUUUUCGACCAGGACCUUGUGACCAAAGGCUGUUGCACUUGGCCCAGUUAUGCACCUGAGGUGGUACGCCCACGGGCGCGCGAGCUCCGACACCGCCGUGGCAACGUGGAGGAACACCUUGAGCUGGUGGUGCUGUUGGUGAAAGAACUUGCAGCGGUGCAGAACACGGCCAGGGACCCCGGUGACCAACGGGUGGUGGAGAAUCAGUGGAAUGAGUUGACUUGGACUCAAUGGCUGCAGGGUCUGAAGCAGAAGUACAUUUCAGGUUGCAUCUCCUGCUGCGGCUCGGGCCUCCUGCGCUUCGGAAAUCUCUCGCCGGCGCGGCGCUGGCAUCAAGCGACCGAAUAUUUGCUGAACCAGGCCCACAAUGAGGACGGUUCGGAGGCGAAAAAAGCCUCGGGCUAUGGCCUUCCCUCCUGGUUGGGGGCAAAGCAUGAAUUCAUCAAUGACUUGCUGGAGGCCCAAUGGCCCUACAUCUCUGAAUGGUUCAACGACAUCAUGCGGAAAUCGUGUGAGCCGGCGCUUCAAGCGCUCAUGCCGACAGGGAUCACUAUCGAAUUUGGAGAGAGAUGUAGCUUGGGCACAAAGCCUGCGAUUCUGCAGAAUAUCGUGGCCAGCAAAUUCACUGAGGACCAUGGCAGCAGCAUCCGUUUGGACGCCAUGCUGAACUACCGUGGGGAUUGUCAUGUGGACGUGACCUGCACGGUGGGCAGUUUGGAACUGACUGGCUUGGAAGUGAAGGGCGAAAUCGUCAUCGAACUGGUGCGCUUGCGAAAGCAACCGCCGUGGUUUAGUGGCGUUCGUAUCUACUUCUCCAACCGUCCAAUCAUCGACUUGACGCUGCAAACCCAACUCUUUGGGAUGGAGGCGAAUUUCGCCUUUCUGAAGCAGAAAAUUGUGGAUGCUUUGACUGGAGUCAUUUCUCAUCAGGCGGUGUUACCAAACCGUUUCUGUAUUCCAAUGGGCGACGCCAUCGGCCUGGUGGACUUGAAAUCGCCCACGCCACAGGGCAUCCUGAGACUGGUGAUCCUGGAAGCCAAAGACCUUCCAGAUCCAGGUCGGUCGCACUGGUCCAAUCUGAUGCUCCGCUUCGGGCUGAGUAGCGAGGCCACGGAAGCGGAUCCCUUCGUCCAGGCAACUAUUGGUGCCCAGGUGGAGAAAACCAGCGUCAUUGAACGGAGUCGUUGGCCCAAAUGGGAGGAUGCCACCUUUGACUUUGUGAUCGAUGAUCCAAACUUGCAGAAUUUGCAUUUGGGUGUGCACGACAACGACACGGGCGCCUUUAGUUGGAAGCAGGCCGAAAUCAUGUGCUGCUCGGAGAAGAAGCUGACAGCCCUGCUGGAGGGACAAAACCUGAUUGAGGCGUUGCCGGAGAUCUGGCUCCCGCUACACAGCGGCCUGGGGAAUUUGGUGCCCUCGGGGUCGGUGAAGAUCCGAGCCGAGUGGCGGCCUUUGGGCAGCUCCACGCCCGCGCUGAACCUGGGCCCGGCGCCGGGCUUGUGGAGCAUCGGACGGAAGAAUCAACACGAGUGGCUGCUGGUGGUUGAUACGCUGAGCGCUUCGGCGUUGCCGUCACAUGGGCUUGGCCUGAAUCACUUCGUGAAACUUGGUCUUCAGUUCGACGGUGCGGAGGUGGGUCCGAGCUACGCCACAGGACAUGCAGUUGGUGCUGGACCUUUGGAGCAUGGCCGACAGUUGUUGGAACACAUGGGAGUUCGACCAGACAUUUGUCAAGUGCUCAACUCACAUCCUGAGAGGAUAUAUUCGCUCUGGCGUUCGCAAGUGCCGGCAGCCACCGCUGCCACGGACAUGGAACAGAAGGGCACGACAGUCUAUGGCCUCACUGGAGCUCCUGUUUUCGUGGACGCCGUGUGGAACCACAACUCGCGAAUCUUACUGGACUCGUUGCCCUCGAUGUCCUUGGUCUUGACGGUCCUUCGCAUGGAGAAAGGUCAGCGGAAUCCCAACGAUGGCACGGUGCUGGGCGCGGCCCAAAUGCCCCUGGAGGAGCUGUUGCAGACCCACCAGUGUCGCUUCGAGGGCCUUUUGCCGUUGGGACGUGACAAGGAGGUGCUUCGGACCUUGUCGCACGUGCAAGUGCGCUUGCGUUUACACGCCCUCGCUGCACCCCCGUCAGCUGGAAACAGCUACGCAGCCAAGCCUCUCCGGCAAUUCUCCAGGUACUACGAUGCAGUGUCAGUAAGAAAUGGCAAUUCUGCUUGGAACAAAUUACGGUCUUUGAGUUUCGGACCUCUGAAGCAGGUGGCCCCAGUGGCCCCCGAUUCGCCCAGUGAGGCAUCGGAUGGAGGAAGUUUCAUUGCUCGCCCCCCCUCCGGCCCCGCACCCAGCGUGCGGGCCGCUGGGGCGGUACGCUCUCGGCGCUUUGUGCCCGUGGAGGAGUUUUCACCGUUCCUGCAGAAAGCCAUGGUGGAAAUAGAUGAAGAAGCGAGGUGUAUUGAAUAA
Cladocopium goreaui is the source of this 2502-nucleotide messenger RNA. NCBI's taxonomy places the organism in Eukaryota, Dinophyceae, Suessiales, Symbiodiniaceae. The record is from the annotation of a GenBank genome assembly.